CUUCAGAGUGCGGGCACGAUAGUGCAUGCCACCACUCACUCGAUCACAGACCAAGGCCAUGGACCGGAAGGCGGGGGAAUCCCUCCUGGCCUAUGAGGAACGCCUGGCUGCUUUCAUCCAGGAGGCCAACGAUAGGGCCGCCGCCGCGGCCAAGGAACGUAGUCAGAUUGAGCAAGAAGAGGAGGCCAAGCGACGGAAGGAGGAACAGGACAGACUUCGUCAAGAGGAGGCAGACCUGCAGGCGGCAGCCGAACACUGGUCACGCCAGCGGGAACGACUGUUCGCGCGGGAGACCGUGAUCGGCGAUGAGGCCGCACAUUGGCUGGAAGUGGCAUCUGCAGACGGGGCCCCGGAGACUGAGAAAGGGCUGUCAGCCUUUGCGCAGGUCUCCCACGACCUCUUGGAGACGCAGGUCCAGGCUGCUGCCACCGUGACGCCCGCGGCCGCAUCCUCCAGGCGCCCACCCAAGCUAGAUGACAUUCCAGUUUUCUGCGAUCAGUCCAAGACGGAACCGAUCCCGUGGUGGCGCCAGUUCACUCUCAGGCUCGACAUGCACCAUGUCCCGAACAACGAUCGACAUCCGUGCUUGUACCACCGAUCUGGUGGUGUGUGUCAAGCAUUGCUGGACAACAUCUUGACCAGCCACGGCGUAGCAGUGUCGGAACUGCACACCAAGCUCACUUGGCAGGAGUUGACUAACGCCUGGCACAAGCGAUUCCAAGUGGAGCCGCCCGACCUGCAAGCGAUGGACAAGCUCAACAAGCUCCAUCAGAACACGCUACUCAGUCAGGACUGGAUUACCGAGUUCCAAAGACUCUCCUCCACACCUGACCUGCCGCUCGCAUUCCGCGCCAUCAAGCACUUGUUUAUCAUGCGCUCGUGUCCAGCUCUGCAAAAUGCGCUGACGCAGAUUGCAGAGACACUCGACACAUCUGACAAGCUUUUCAGCACAGCGUCACGGAUCAUUCUCACGAAUAUCGAAGCCCGCAACGCCGGCCGAUCUUCCGCGGCGACGAGCGGCACCCAGCCCAAGCCAAAGGUGGCUUGCAUUACUUCUACCGAGGCUGCAACACCAAACGAGGAUGAAGUGUUGGCAGCUGCCCGGGAUGGUGGCCGGCCGUGCAACAACCACGGCCGCGACAAGACGAAGACUCAGUCCACCUCUACACCGAGCACCGGAUCGCCGACAAACCUUGGGCACAAUACGGACUCUCGGCAAAUUCCUAUCGCACGCGUCUCAAGUACCGUUAUUGCCUUUGGUGCAACAGCACCAUCCACGAUGCUGCACAUUGCCCCACCAAGGGGAAACCCCGUCCGGGAAAGUAGGCGCCGCCAAGGUCUUCCACUUUCGUUCGAAGACUUCGAUGCCCGGCUCGUUCCUUCACUGGAUGCUUCUCAAGGACAAGAUACAUGUGCGGCUUUCUCACCGUCCGAAGGUUCUUCCGCCAGUUCGUCUUCAUUAAGGGAUUCGGCAAGCGUGUUCAACGAGGAGGCUUUGGACCCGCUCACGCCCGAGGACUUCGCUUGGAUUCMUCUCCCUACGACGGGCAACCUUCCGGGGUCGCAAAGCGCAGCCCUAUGCGCCCUCUUACACGAGUAUAUUUCCUUCCAUGCACCACCAACUUCGCCGACGGUAGACGAAGUCGCGGUAUGGGACAUGCUUGGCUAUGUUGCCAAGGUGGCCCGCGAGUUUGUCUCGCAAUGGUACGAAGAAAACAACGCACCGUUGCUCUACGUUCGCAUUCAGAUYGGGCAAGCGGCMUGCAACGCUUUGCUARAUUGCGGCGCAACUCGCAACUUCAUCAGCCAGUCCUUCAUGACUCGGGCUSGCCUUGGCGCRCAAGUACGGAGGAAGUCRCAUCCRACGACGGUCGCUCUUGCYGACRGUAAGACGAAACAACUUUUGGACCGUUACAUCUCGGCUGUCCCGGUGUACUUUGCACCGCACGCAUGUGAACCCGUCACUUUUGACGUGUUGGACACCGACUUCGAUGUCAUUUUGGGGAUGCCUUGGAUUUCUAGCGCGGACCACACGGUCAAUUUCCAUCGACGCACGCUCACGAUUCGUGAUGCAACUGGCGUCGAGGUCCCGUGUACUAUUCCUCCUCCUCGCUCUUCCAUUCGGUGCCAAGUCGUAAGUGUCAAAUCUUUUCGAGACACAUGCCGUUCCGAGCAUGUCGAAGAGAUUGGCAUCGCUUUUCUUCGAAUCGUCCCGACGACCGAUUCAUCGUCCACGGAUGUGUCUUCCGACCCCCGUGUGACCCGGUUGUUAGACGAGUUCUCAGAUGUUUUUGAGACACCCUCCGGUAUAGUGCCGGACCGGCCAAUCUCUCACGAGAUCAUACUUGAGGCCGGCGCCGUGCCACCGAAAGGAUGCAUUUAUCGCAUGUCCGAGGAGGAGCUCACGGUUCUCAGUGCACAACUCGACGAUCUACUUGACAAGGGUUGGAUCCGCCCUAGCAGCUCACCUUACGAGUUUGGGCGGCGCCAAGUACCUCCCGUGAAUUCGAUCGACGAUGCACGAAAGAAGGAGCUUCUUACCUUCGUCUACGCCCUCAAGCGUUGGCGACAUUUCCUCCUUGAUCGGAAAGCAUUCCGAUGGGUAACGAAUAACAAUCCGUUGGUAUUCUACAAGUCGCAAGACACGAUUAAUAGUACCAUUGCCCGAUGGAUGACUUUCAUCGACCAGUUUGACUUUUUCCCCGAUCACAUUCCCGGGAAGUCAAACCGUUUUGCGGACGCCCUCUCACGACGACCGGAUCUUUGCACCGCAGUCUACUCUACCUUCGAGAUCGACGACGACUUGUGGGAGAGUUUCAUCCGCGGCUAUCAAGUCGACCCCCACUUUCGCGACAAGUACGCGAAUUGCUCCUCUCCGAAUCCGGUGCCUUCGCAUUAUCGGAUCCAAGAGGGCUACUUACUUGUGCAUUCACGGGGUAAGGAUCUUCUUUGUGUGCCGAGUGAUUCACACUUACGCACACGGCUUCUUAGCGAGUUUCAUGAUGCGCCCGCCUCCGGACAUUUUGGUGUCAACCGUACACUUGGCCGACUUCGCCAACAGUUCUAUUGGCCCGACCUUCUCAAGGGCGCCACCCGCUAUUGUGAGUCGUGCGAAGUCUGUCGGCGUUGCAAGUCACGCAACCAUCGUCCGUUUGGCGCGCUACACCCACUACCAGUUCCCCUUGGGCGACGGGAAGCGAUUGCUAUGGAUAUCACCGGCCCCUUCCCAAAGCACAACACCGGCGUUGAUGGGAUCCUCAUGGUCGUCGACCGCCUCACCACGUACGCCAUGUUUUUGCCUUGCCGCUAUCACGCAAAGGCACCGGAGUUAGCCGAGGUCUUAUACACCGGUUGGAUUAGCUCCAAGGGCUACCCCAAGGAGAUCGUUUGCGACCGGGACACUCGCUUUCUCUCUGACUUUUGGGUCGCCCUCGUCAAGCAAUGGGGCUCAUCUUUGAAGCCGAGUUCGGCUCGCCGCCCGCAAACCGAUGGUCAAACGGAAAGGGUGCAUCAGACCGCUCAAGUCCUUCUAUGCACUCUCAUCCGUCCCGACCAGGUUGAUUGGGUUGAGCGCUUGCCAGACGUUGAGUUGGCUUACAACUCAUCGAUCCAUCCGGCUAUCGAGAUGUCGCCAUUCGAGUUUGAGCAUGGUUCACCCAUCUCAUCGCCGCUGGACGCCACUUUGCCGUGCACAGCCGAGAGUGACGACCAUCUUGCGUUCCUUCGUCGCAUGCAAGAGCUUCUUGUCAAGGCACGGGAUCAGAUGUUGAAGACACAAAUACGGAUGAGCGGUCAAGCCAACCGCAAUCGCCUUCCUUGCCCGUUCCGCGCCGACGAUCUGGUUUGGGUCUCCGCCGCGGAGUUCAGCCUUGAGCAAGACAUCUCUCGCAAGCUCCUUCCCAAGUGGAUGGGGCCUUGGCGCAUUCUCUCUGCAGUUGGUGAUGAUCCCGAGGGGCCUUCAUUCCGCAUCGCGGAACCGGACUGACGCUCCCCAGAAUAGAAGGAGCCAGGACCAUAAGGCCCUGUUUUUUUUUGACAAAAAAAUAAAAAUAAAAAAAUCCAACAAAAUUAUCACAUUAAA
Messenger RNA from Chara braunii, 4081 nucleotides. NCBI's taxonomy places the organism in Eukaryota, Viridiplantae, Streptophyta, Charophyceae, Charales, Characeae. The record is from the annotation of a GenBank genome assembly.